Molecule: messenger RNA, 1434 nt
Organism: Alternaria hordeiaustralica
Lineage: Eukaryota; Fungi; Ascomycota; Dothideomycetes; Pleosporales; Pleosporaceae
Exons: 1
Coding region: 1-1434 (477 amino acids)
Source: RefSeq, a predicted model, not a curated record
AUGUGUCUCAGCAUCAACUUCUCGCCCAGCGCAUGGCAAGACCCUCUCUCCAUUCAACAUUCUUUCAUCGAGUACAUCUGCGAAGCUGCGUACAAGUAUCGUCUCCAAUCAGCCGCUCACUACAACAUCCCUAUCGAAGUAUGCCAAGCCACCCAUGCCUCGAACCCAGAUCGACUUGCGGACAUCGACAGAGACUUCAUGCUUUACGUGGGCUUCUACAACUUCGGCACCGACCCUGUCUUCGCCGUCUGUCGCCCGAAGAUCGCGAAGCGUGGACGCGAAAAGGGAAAGGUCAUGAAGGGAGCGGUGCAGGUAUGGUCGAGGAACAAGUUCGUACCGCUUGUGCGUUUCUUCGAAGCUGAGUUUCCUCCGCUUGAUGGGCCAGUGGCGGACGAAAUCAUGUACCAGUGGUGGCAUGCCAACGGCGAUACCUUCAAUUGGACCUCACUGCCCACUGAGGUCAAAGAGCGAAUCCUCAUGUUCUGCAUGCAUCGUUCUCCGCCGCUACCUGUCCAGAAGAAGUCCAGAGGCCGCGUCCGCCAUGUCAAGCAAGGCGCACCUGAGAUCGUUGGCCAGUUGGGCAAAUGGGCUUCCCUACUCACCGUGUCACACCAAGUUCGCGCGAUCAGUCUUCGCCUGUGCUUCGCGGGAAGCAGAGACUUGGAGUUCAGCAACGGCCUGUGCAUCGUGGCCGAAAGCUUGUUCAGCUUCAAGCGCAGCAUUCGCAGACUAGACAAGCAUCGUCAAUUGACGGAAGUGAACAGUCUUCCGACCGAUGACAAGAACUGGGAGCUCGAGCAGACGUACAAGUCUUUUCCGAAGCUUUACCCACACCUGAACCGAUACGCAACCUUCUACCACGGUAUCCGAAAGAUAUACCUCCAACUCUCCUUCAUUGACGGACUAUAUUUCUUCAAAGUGACCGCUGGUUCUUUCGCGCAACACCUAAAGCCACGUCAACUCAGCUACGAAGUGUUCGAGACAAUUCCACACUUGAAUGAGUUGAUAUUCAAGCUACCAGAUGCUACUGGAUAUCUGGAAGAUGAUUUCCGACAGCAGCCAGUCAGCAUCUUUUAUGGCGAACCAUUCAAUUGUCCCCGUACCCUGCACCGACUCAUCUACGAGAGCGCGGCUAAGGUUUUGGCCCCGUACAAGGUCGUCAAGUUUCACGGGUUCAUGGACGAGGAAGAGCAGGUUCGAUUCUUGAAGCUCCGCGACGUCGCUAAGAAGAGUUUAAGGAUUACUACUGAAGAGCUGGAAGAGCUAUAUAAGGAAGAAAUGGGGGGAAUAGAGCUGGGAGAAAGUGUUGUUCCUGGCGUUGAGAAAGAAGAGCUUGUGAAAGAGGUGCGCGAUGUCAUCUACGAUGAGUUUUGGCCGCCCAAGUGUCGCUGUGAGAGGUUGUGCCGAGAGGUCAUUCAUUCGAGCUAUGACUGA